GUUUGCUGGUUGCCCUCAGUAAUGAUGGCGGCAGCGGAAUAAGCCCACCGUCCUGUGCUCUCGUGUGCUCAUUGGAGCAUCGCGCCGUGGGAGGGGAAAAGUCAAACCACGUGUCUCCAACUACAAGAGGGCUACAGAGAAGUGACUGCAGCGUUUGUGACAGUGCUGGUGAAGGAGUAUAGUCCCAGAUUUGAUUAUAUCCAUGAUGGAGCUCCCUUUGCUGGAAUGGCAGGACUGUGCACACAAGAAGUGGUCACAACUUCCACAGUGUGAAAAAGCAAAGUUUUCCGCAACCUCAAAUCUUAUGGACAGCUUCAUGGCUUGUUCAUCACAGCUUCAGCAGGAAGAAGAGGAGUUACUAGAAAAAUUGUGUUGUGAUCUAAGUGUUGGGAAAGAACCUCGUGCUGCGCUAUUCUACAAGGAAGAGGGAAAUAAGAGGUUUGGAAGAAAACAGUACACAGCUGCAGCGGUUUUAUAUUCAAAGGCUAUCUCCCAUGGCAUCCCUGGCACUGAGGAAAUUGCAGUAUGCUUUGCCAAUCGAUCAGCAGUUCUCUUUUACCUUGGCCAUUACGCAGAAUGCUUGGAAGAUAUCGAUCGUGCACAAGAGCAUGGAUAUCCAGAACGACUAAAGAGCAAAAUACUUCAGCGGCAGGCAGAGUGUUUGCAAAAGCUGAAACAAUCUGGCUUCUCCAGCAUUCAUCUUCCCAGCACAGAAAGUAUUAAUCUGACUGAUCCCACAAGGGAGCCUGCUGCAGAUGCGUUAUGUGACAGAUUACAAGAGCUGAAGGUAGACAGAAACCCGAAGCUACCUAAUGCUUCCAGCUCCCUAACUAUGCUAUUCAGUGAUUCCAAAGGUCGCCACUUGGUGGCUUCUCAGGAUAUUGCACAAGGAGAUCUCUUGAUACGGGAAGAAGCCUAUGUCAGUGUGAUUAUUCCUGACAGAAAACCAAUCGGUGGUAAAUCCACAUGGGAUAUCAGUAUAACGAACUGUGAUCUUUAUUGUCACCACUGCCUACAAAGCGGUUUGACCUUCCUACCUUGUCACAAGUGCAGUUUUGCCAGAUAUUGUAGUCCUAACUGUAGAGAUGUGGCCUGGGAGAGGUAUCACUAUGUGGAAUGCUCACUGGGUAGCAUCCUUCUUGCUCUAGGUGUAUUCUGCCACACAUCACUGAGGACAGUCCUGUUGGCUGGCCUCGAGCAAGUUUCUGAGGUCUUUCACCAGGCGUUGGAUGUCAAGACUAAAUCUCAGGACAUUGUACGGGGAACAGCUUCUAAUGAGCUGUAUUGUAGUGACUAUAAAUCUUUAUUUACUCUUCAAGCACACCCUGAUCUUCAGAAUGAGGAGCAGAAGUUUCUUUGUGGCCUUACAAGUGCAGCUCUGUGUAAGAAAUUAUGUUUUGACAUCCUAAUAGCAAGCAAGGAAGCAUCAAGUCCAAAUGCAGAGACAACAGAAAAAGAGAAAUCGGACAUGCACAUAAUUGGCUCAGCUAUACUCUUUCACAUGCUCCAGCUCCAUUGCAAUGCUCAAGCAGUGACCGUCCUCCAACAGGAAUAUGAUGAGUCUGCUGCCUCACUAGUACAAAGUAACAAGUUCUCCCGUCUCGCUACUGCAGUUUUUCCAGUUCUAAGCUUGUUAAACCAUUCAUGUGAACCAAACACAAGUGUAUCCUUUCAAGGUAGAUGUGCAAUGGUUAGAGCUUGCAGAACUAUCGGAAGAGGGGAGGAGGUGGUCCACUGCUAUGGACCACACAAGUUACGAAUGGGCUUUGAAGAAAGACAAAAGUUGCUGAGGGACCAGUAUUUCUUCGUCUGCCAGUGCAAGGGCUGCACAGAGGAGCAGGGACCCACACUUAAAGCUUCAUGUGAAUUCUGCUGUGAGAAGUGUCUUGCUGCGUUGGAGGGAGAUGAUGUACUGCACUGUUUCAAUGUGUCCUGUUCACACACUGUAAGAAGACAGCAGCUGGUCCUCAGGUUGCAGAAUCUUCAACAGACUGUUCAAAAGGCUCGAGAGCACAUACAGGACGACCAUGCAGAUGUGGCAGUAGGACUCUUAACGUCUUGUUUAUCUGAAGCAGUUGAAUUUCUUUCCAAGAAUCAUAUGUUGAUCGGUGAGAUUUUUGAUCUAUUGGCACAGGGUGAAGCCGUAAGAGGUGACUGGGCCACAGCAGCAAGACAUCUUAAAAAAAGUAUCCAGAUUGUGACACAGCGUUAUGGGGCCUCCAGUUUGGAAGUUGGACAUGAAUUAUUUAAGCUGGCCCAGAUCCUUUUUAAUGGGUGCAAUGUGGCAGAUGCAAUGAGUACUAUUGUGAAAGCCCAGCAUAUACUUUGCUUGCAUUAUGGACCGGACGAUCGUUUAGUCCAAGAGCUGCAUGAAAUGAAGACUUGUCUGCUAGAGCUCCCUGGAAUGACUGGUUCACUGGAGAGCCCAAGCCACAGCUAGGGAUUAAAACACCGGACUUGGACUGUAGUCAAAUCUUUAACGCUAUGAUGCUCUCAACAAGGCUGAAAUAAUUCUAAAAGUCAGGGGUACAUGGCACAUAAAAAGUAAAUUACACCUUCCAAUACAUAGCUCGGUUAUUCUGAAAAUGGCUAUUUAACAGGCACUUCUGGAAAAACACUUCGCCAUGCUUGUGCUGCGAAACCCUGGUAAUCUGUUUUUUUUUUCUCUUGGCAAUUCAAAAUUUAUGAUGACCAUACACAAGUCUUAAGUAUUUUAUCUUCACUGGUUGCUAUAGGUAUGCCCACCAUUUUCUUGAGCAAGCUUUUAAAAAUUAAACCCAUUAUUUCGUAACAGAUGUGUAGUUAGAUAUCUGCAUCUGUCAGCACUUUGAAACUCCCAGGACACACUGGAAGUUAAUGUAUCUUUGUGAACCAACUGUUAAGAGAACAUUCUUGGCUAAUUAGACUUGUUAUACCAUCUACUAAAGGUGCUAUUCCCUGUGCAUUAAUUAUUUUAAUAAACUACACCGCUCCAA
Messenger RNA from Rana temporaria (common frog), 2975 nucleotides. RefSeq names its product SET and MYND domain containing 4 (gene SMYD4). Lineage: Eukaryota; Metazoa; Chordata; Amphibia; Anura; Ranidae. The transcript has 11 exons. Bases 203 to 2440 code for a protein of 745 amino acids. Gene Ontology annotation, molecular function: protein binding. The record is from RefSeq and is a predicted model, not a curated record.